AUGGCAAGUCCAGAUGGAAGUACCCGGAGAGUAUUAAAAGCCAAAAAAACAAUGCCUCCAAGUUGCCGGAAACAAGUAGAACUCCUGAAUAAGUCAAAGAUUGUUGAAACACUGAAAACAGCAACUAUUGGAAAUAAUGUGCGAAGUAGUAAUCAGAAUUUUAGUACUGUUGUCAUACAAAACAAUUGUAGACUUUCUGAAAAUGGUGCUUUCUCAUUGGACUCCAGCAGAAAACCAGCACACUUACAGAAAUCUAGCACAUUCCCUCAGCACUUAAUAGAACCACUCGAAAAAAUUGUUGAUUCAGAGACGAGACUGAAUUACAUCGAUGGAGAAGUUGUGGGCCCUUACCCAAACUCAGCUAAAACAAUAUUUUCUUUCAGGAAGUUGUUCUUAGAAGAGGCAAAAGACUCACAAAAUAGUUUUGGAAAUCAUUUUGAAAGUCAGGCAAAUAAAACACUACCCAUGUUUGAGCUACGUGAUAAGGAUGGUAAUCUAAAGUCCAUUUGUUGUUCACCUAAUGUAUUGAGUAGUUGUACUCAAAUACCAACGUAUACAGUCGCCAGUACCUUGGAUGCUAAGGGAAACAACACGAUUGUUUCCUACUUAGAAAUACGCUCCAAAUUAGAGUCCCAUGAUAAAAACCAAAAUAACAAUUUGAAUUCAGACUUCUGUUUUGUGCCUGUUCAGAAAACACCUAACUUGGCGAAUUCAGGUUCCAGUAACUGUACUGCCGAUGGUUUUAAAAUGCAAGAAUCUAGUAAUAUUUAUCAUUCCAGCAUUUCAGAUUGUGGAAGUACAGACUCAACGUGGCAUUCUUCUCUCAGUAUUGGUAAUAAUAACAGUCAUAACCAAAAGAAGAGGAUGUUUGCAGAAAACAAAGAAAAUGUUAAGCGCAUGAGAACUUUAGAGCAAACUAAUGACAAUAUUACUGUAGCUCUGGAAAAGCAAAGAACAUUUUUGGAACAGGUCAAACAUUUAAUUCAUCAGGAGAUCUCUAUUAUAAAUUGCAAAGUGUUUGAUAACAAGCUGCAAGAACUGAAUGAACGCAUUGGGAAGACACAGUGCAGUAAUAAACAUGAAGCAAUAGCUGAUGAACUCUUCGCAAAAAUAGGAAAACUUCAAAGACGUAUUAAACAAUUGUUAUUAUCUCAAAGGAAUUAUUUGGAACCAGACAUGUUAUCCAGUAAUGUAGCCUGUAAGGAUGCAAAUUCUGAGACCAUGAAUUUGGAUAGGGAUCAAGAGUCACUUGAGGGUCCAAAUGAAGAAAUGACUUCUGUGGAUGAUGAACAUGCCAAGCCUUCAGAAAAAGCAAAUGAGCAGGUUAAUUUGUCACUGGAUCAUGUUGAGUUGGUUUCUGAAAGUCACAAUGAUGAUGUUAUGUUGAUUUCUGUGGGAAGUCCUAAUUUGACAACUUCAAUUACAUCAAAUCAAACAGAUAUGAGGGAAAUUACAUCAAGAAAUUCCAACAGUUCACCUGAUGUUGAAACAGAUGUUAUGAAGCAAAAACUUGAUUCUGUGAUUGAUUUGACAAAAGCAGGCCUAUCCAUCUGCAAAACAGAAAGUCCAGUCUCCUCCCCGGAGUCACCUUCGAAAGCUGUUUUAAACUCAAAGGAGACAACUUCAGAGGCACAAAUUGCAGCCCAGGUUCCUGGGUCCUUUGAGCACCUGCCACCUCUCCCAGGACCAUCACCACCACCACUACCUGAGCUGGUAGAGAAAAUUCGAGACACCCUUCCUCCCCAGAAGCCUGAGCUCAAAGUGAAACGGGUGAUGAAGCCCAGAGGCGUCGCCCUGACUUGGAAUAUCACCAAAAUCAAUCCCAAGUGUGCUCCUGUGGAAAGCUACCACCUCUUCCUCUGCCACGAGAGCCCAACGGAUGAGCCGAUUUGGAAGAAAAUUGCAGAAAUGAAAGCUCUACCGCUCCCAAUGGCCUGUAGUGUAUCUCAGUUUUUAGUCUCCAAAGUGAACUAUUUUACUAUCCAAUCAAAAGAUAUUUUUGGGAGAUAUGGACCAUUUUGUGAUAUAAAAGCUGUUCGUGGCUUCUCUGAAACCCUUACCUAG
Messenger RNA from Chrysochloris asiatica (Cape golden mole), 2064 nucleotides. It is a transcript of the gene ATF7IP2, whose product is annotated as activating transcription factor 7 interacting protein 2. Bases 1 to 2064 code for a protein of 687 amino acids. The record is from RefSeq and is a predicted model, not a curated record. Gene Ontology annotation, cellular component: nucleus; transcription regulator complex. Gene Ontology annotation, molecular function: protein binding; transcription coregulator activity. Gene Ontology annotation, biological process: regulation of DNA-templated transcription. The transcript has 10 exons. Lineage: Eukaryota; Metazoa; Chordata; Mammalia; Afrosoricida; Chrysochloridae.